AUGAGCACAAGAAUCCUUUUAUUGCUACACCCAACGGUGGUGACUGACGAACAGCUAGUGGCGAGCAUCAAAUUGGAAAUAAACAAAAAUUACAGCGAUGGCAACUAUACGCUAGAGCAACAGAUUAUCAAUCGUGUAACUCAGGGGGAUAUAGUGUUGACUCCCAAUACAUAUAAAGAAGUUCACUAUGUGAACCCUAAUGAGGGCGAGUACCUUGAAAUGCCUAUUCUGUUGAUUAAGUUGUUUUACGACUUAUUGGCAGAGGAAGGUGUUAUUGUUGGAGAUUUACCCAAGGACCAAAAUCUUGAUGUUUUAUUACAGGGAUUUAUUGUACAGGAGAAUGGAACAUGGUUGAAACCAAAGCCAGUGACGGAAAUAGUAACUUUGAAGAAGAAAAAGAAGAAAAGUCCGUUUAGUGAAGGAAACUGCAUGCUCAAGGACUCGGAGAAGGUCAAUAAGAAAAUGCCGAUGUUUAAAAAACUUUCGGAAAGAGGAGCAGGAGUAGGAGCAGGAGCAGGCUAUAGCCCGCCUCCUCCUGGGUUAACAGAUACUUCAGCACAAAACACCGAUGAGGAGAUUGAUACAACAAAUGGAAUAAAAAGGAAACUUAUAGAGACCAAACUUACUUAUUUCAGUGACUCCUCCUCUGAAGGAGAAGAAGGAGAUGAUGAUGAGGACGACGAAAGGGAUAUUUAUAUUGACGAAAAUGAUCUUCUAGCAGAUUUGAAAUCUGACAAUUUAAUCAUUCCCAAGAAAUGUGAAUUACCCAAUGGUAAAAGAAGAAGAAAAGCAUGUAAGGACUGUACAUGUGGGUUAAAAGAGAUUGAGGAACACGAACUUGCUCAGAAGACAAACAAACAAAACUCAAUAUUGAGCCAAUUAGCACAGCUGGCUAACAUUGAAGCAGUCAAGAUUGAAGAAAGACUUAGGCAAAAGCAGAAAGAUAUAGUCAAAUUCAAAGAGGAAGAGUUGAAUGAAAUUGAUUUCACCGUUAAGGGUAAAACUGGCGGUUGUGGUUCAUGCAGUUUAGGUGAUGCAUUUCGAUGUGAUGGAUGUCCAUACUUGGGCUUGCCUGCUUUCAAGCCUGGUGAAGUCAUUACUUUAAAUGGGAUUGAUGAGGAUAUCUAG
Messenger RNA from Lodderomyces oxycetoniae, 1128 nucleotides. It is a transcript of the gene DRE2, whose product is annotated as electron carrier. Gene Ontology annotation, biological process: iron-sulfur cluster assembly. Gene Ontology annotation, molecular function: iron-sulfur cluster binding. Gene Ontology annotation, cellular component: cytoplasm. The transcript has a single exon. The record is from RefSeq and is a predicted model, not a curated record. The coding region runs from base 1 to 1128 and encodes 375 amino acids. NCBI's taxonomy places the organism in Eukaryota, Fungi, Ascomycota, Pichiomycetes, Serinales, Debaryomycetaceae.